Messenger RNA from Pelagomonas calceolata, 1218 nucleotides. The record is from the annotation of a GenBank genome assembly. NCBI's taxonomy places the organism in Eukaryota, Pelagophyceae, Pelagomonadales, Pelagomonadaceae.
GGUUUUCAGCCUCGAUUGCUCUUGCAAGCGGGGCUAUAUAGGCACAGCCGGCCCUCGCCUGCAAGCUUUGAGCGCUUAAAGCAAGCAGCAACACAGGGCGCAGGCAUAACUCGGCUUCGCGGCAACCUGCAAGCAGCACAAGGAGCAACCAGCAAGCGUCACGCCAGCCGAAGCACAAGACGCCGUCGCCGCAACACGAUGGUCCUCACGACGCUCGUGCGCCGGUCCGCCGCCUGCGUUUCGUUGGCCGUCGCGCAAGCUUUACACACGCGCUGCGACCGCGGCGUGCGGUUCGGCGUCGUCGCCGACGUGCAGUAUUGCGACAUCGACGACGCGCGGAACUUCGCGGGCACGGAGGUGAGGUUCUAUCGAGGCUCGCUCGACGGCGCACGUAGAGCAGCCCGAGGUUUUGAAGAGGCGCGCUUGGGGCGCGGCCUCGACUUCGUCGCGCAGCUCGGGGACCUCAUUGACGGCCAGAACGCGGGCGGCUACGGCGCCCUCAAAGGUAAAAAACCACGUUCUAAAAAAGCACUCGAUGAAGUCCUGGAGGCGCUCGGCGCGUGUCCCGUGACGCACUACCACUGCGUCGGCAAUCACGAACUCUACAACUUCGAGCCCGAUCAGCUUGUGGAGGGUCCUCUCAACGCCAACAACCAUGUCAUCGCUUCGGGUAAGCUGUACCACGCCUUCGUGCAUGAUGGCUGGACUUUUAUCGUGCUAAAUCCGUACGAGGCGUCGUCGUCAUUGCCGAAGCACACGCACGGCUAUAAAGCGGCGGCGAAAGUACUAACAGAGAAGAACCCGAACCCCGUGUUAUCAGAUGAACCCUGCAACUUUUUUGAAGGGUUGGCGGGCGAGGGGAUGCGGUUCGUGCCGUUCAACGGCGCCGUCGGUGAAACGCAGAGGAAGUGGCUGGCGGAGGUGCUGUCGAAGGCACCGGGCCCCUGCGUCGUCUUCUCGCACCUGCCGCUCUUCCACGAGAGCUGCUCGUGGCGGAACGUGGCCUGGGACAGCCCCGAGGUGCUCGAGGUGCUGCGGGAGGCGGGCAACGUCGUCGCCGUUGUUGCCGGGCAUUCGCAUUCGGGGGGCUAUGCCCUCGAUGAUCAUGGGAUCCACCAUGUGGUGGUGGAGGCGACGCUGACGCACGAGACGGCGUUUGGGAUCUGCGAGUGCCUCGGUGACGGGUCCAUCACCAUCGCGGGGGAGGGGUCCGUGCCG